Ostertagia ostertagi is the source of this 3858-nucleotide messenger RNA. Lineage: Eukaryota; Metazoa; Nematoda; Chromadorea; Rhabditida; Trichostrongylidae. The record is from the annotation of a GenBank genome assembly.
AUGUCAUUGCCAGAAGUACAGCCUUUUUCUGGUAGGCCAGGCGAAUGCUUUAAAAGAUUUGUGAACUCCUUUGAUAUGAAGUACCCCAAGGAAAAGUGGAGGGACUCUAACAGAGUGCAAUUAUUUCAAAGUUUCCUCAGAAAAAAUGCGCUGACGGUAUUCGAGACUUUGCCAAGAGAGAUACGUGAAGGUACGUACGAUGGGGUGAUCGAGGCAAUGAAAGCUAGAAUGCGCAUAGAUGGGAAUAGUCAACGCGUUAAAGCCCUAGCUAAUCUGCGCUUACUAGCGUUGAAACCUGGUCAGCCGCUUAGCGAAUUCUGCUUUGCCUUAGAGGGCCUAGCGAAUAGGGCAUACCCAGACAUGCCACCUGAAGCAACCUCGUUGCAGAAGGCCGAGAUUCUAUGUAGGCAGCUAGCUAACUGGGAGGGAAGUUACUGCCUUACUGAGGCAUUGGAGACCAGUAAGUGUGAAGAGGCUUAUGAAAAAGUAAAGGAGGCAGCCCUAAGGUUAGAGAGAAGCCUAAAAACAGCCGAAGAGUGCAGACGGUUAGAUCAAAGAAGAAGUGAAAUUAGGCACGGGCAACUUACCUUUAGACGAGGCGAACCGAUCGACGACAGAAGCCCAAAAAGUAGCCCGAGAAGCGACCCGGAAAAAGCAUCUAAACCUACGAUAGGACACAGACCGCAAACCGCGCCCAAUUUUCAAAAGAAAAAACGGGAGAAUGGUUCACCAAGGUGCUAUAACUGCGGUAACAUGGGGCAUCUAGCCAAAGAUUGUCGUGAUAGACUUGGCAGGCAACAAAGUACCCCAUCAACAGUGAGUGCUCAGCAGAGGCCUAAUGCAGCCUACGCCUCCCUAGUAGAAAAGUGGGUGUGCACAUCGUUUCGGGUACCUGAGUCGGAAACAAGUGAGCUGUUUGGGGACAAGCCGCUGGCAGGUAUAAUGCUAUGUGGUAUCGAAGCAACGGCGCUAUUAGAUACAGGCUCCCAAACGACCAUCAUUCCAGUGAAACUGUUAAAGAAAGCGAUAGAUAAAGGUAUUGAUCUGGACGAACACAUUGAGCGCAUACCCGGACCGAAUACCAAAGUGCGAGACGCUUCAGGGAAUGUAAUGGAAUUUCUGGACACUAUCCGGGUCCAAGUAGAAAUGGUAUCAGCUUUUGUGGGAAGAACUCCAGACGAGGUGGUGAUUUUGGGCACCAAUGCUCUGGAGUUGUAUAACCUAAGGCUGUUGAAGAUCCCUGACACCAAAAGUGAGCAGUUGACCAGUAGCACAAAUCCAAGUGUAGCCGCCAGAGUCAAAAACAGGACUUAUGUUCCGUCCAAAGCGGUAGGCAUGCUAAAGUUGACAUGUUCACGGGUUUCUGCAGUAGAUACGCCACUCCUCUGCUCUAGUCACCCAUUCAUACCGGAUGGUAUAUGCUGCUCGACAGACAGAAAUGAGGUCAGCAUACCUGUAGUUAACCACUCCAAUGAAGGCUUAGUUUUCAAAAAAGGAGAAUUAGUAGGUGAGUGGGAAGAUAACGCUUGGAUUAAGCCAAGGUAUAUCGAGCCUGACAGGAAUAUGCUGGAUCUGGAUAGACCUAGAGUGGCUUCUUCCGAGAGUCGGAAUGAUAGGCUAAUGAAAAUUAUCCUAGACCAAAAUCCAAUACCUGAUAAAGCAGCAGCGUUGUUGAAGGAAUUUAACGAUGUGUUUGCUGUAACCGACGCAGAGUUGACGCAAACUGAUCUAGUGGUCCACGAGAUCGACACAGGGGAUCAUAAGCCCAUAAGGCAAAAAACUAGGCCUGUUCCCAUAGCAGCACGCAAGGAAUUCAAAGAAACUAUCAAAGAUCUGGUAGGAAGAGGCAUAGUUGAAAGAAGUUCCUCUGAGUGGGCGUCUCCGGUGGUUUUGGUAAGGAAGAAAGAUGGCACUCUGAGAGUAUGCAUAGACUACAGAGAGUUGAAUAAGGUGAUUCGGCAAGAUUCGUACCCCUUACCAAAAAUUGAUACCGUGCUACAAUGUCUCGCUGGGAAGAAAGUCUUCUCUACGAUGGACCUCGCCUCCGGAUAUUGGCAAAUACGUCUGUCCGAAGAUGCGAAACGGAAAAGUGCAUUCACAACGAGUGAGGGCUUGUUCCAGUUUACGGUGCUGCCUUUUGGUUUAUCAACGAGCCCAGCAGUUUUCCAAAGAAUGAUGGACAUGGUUCUAAAAGGUUUGGAGCUAGAAGACGAAGUUUUCGUGUACAUUGAUGACAUCCUAGUAGCCACAGAGUCAAUAGAGCGACAUUACGUAGUUUUACGGAGAGUGUUUGAGGCGCUACGUAAAGCAAACUUGCGGCUAAAGCCACAAAAAUGUACCUUCUUCCGAGAAAGCGUGUCGUUCCUCGGACAUUACAUCGACAAAGACGGAGUGAGGACGGACCCAGAGAAGAUACGCAAGAUCGCUGAGUAUCCGUUACCCACAAGUGCCGCAGAGCUAAGGACAUUCUUGGGAAUGGCCUCUUAUUACAGAAAGUUCAUAGCGGCAAGAGCAACCACAACAAGAAGGAAAAAAAGGCGUCAGGCAAAAGUUAACAAUGUUGUUUGCAGAGCUACGACGAACGGCGACGAUACGAGCCCCCUCGGUCUAUUCUUCCGCUGUCCAGGAAGAUAUGGACAAAGUGACGAUGGAUACGUAUACUCCUGCACGAUUCAAGGAAAAACAUUCAAAGAUGUCGUCCCGACAGCAUCAGAAGCUAUAGGAAAUAUCCACUUCGAUUCCAUUUUCGCUCUUGCUCGUUUGAUUUCUAUAUACGAACACGAGAGGAGCGAAGAGCGCAGACGUUUUUUGAUGUUAGACUCGAAACAUUGUAGUAUUAGCAGUUCCGGUGUGCAGAAGGCAUACCUAUUUUAUAAGAAAUAUUGUGACCAUGUCUUUCGGACCCUAACCCUUCAUGACGGUUCGUUCCUAUGUCUCGCGCACGAUGGUGGAACUGGUCUACCAUUGGAGGAGCUCAACCAGGCCACCAAUGAUGCUGUCCGAUACGCCAAGCUCAAUGAUUGGGACGAAAUGGUCAGAAGUGAACGUAUCAAAAUCCUAAUGAUACUGCCGGACAGCUUCCGCACCGUCAAUAGUGCCUUUAAGGAGAAUCCGGAUAUUGAGCGCCGCUUAUACGGCAGAAUCAACGACAUCGGAGGACUCCUGGAGAGCUCCACAGCCCGCACCUGCAUACUCGUGGGGCCAACGACAGCUGCCCCAUGUCCCAAACGAGACUGGUGCAAGCUGGCAUCAGCAAUGGCCGCAGCAGCACGUAUGGGCAUGAAGAUUGUAGCAGUAGCGCCACCGCGAGGAGAUGAGGCGUAUUUGCAGAAUAGAGCUGAUAUGAAUGACGCUAUCAAUCUUGCCAAGUCUGCCGCAGUCCUAAUGAAGCAAGGGCUAUGCAGCUUAAUUCCAGCAAUUGAGUCCUCGCAAGAACCUUCACAUGGUCCCGGCGCUCAUCCAAGGAGUUCCACAUCAGAAGCAUAUUCGGAAGAAGUUCUAAAAGAGUACUUCGAAGCGCUGCGAAGUUACGUCAAAGCAGAAGUGGAUCUUCCACCAUUGAUAUCAGCUGCUAAGGGGCGCCACUCCCGGACGCGCCAAUAUUUCAAGCAGAAAAAAGAGGCACACAAAUCAGUAACCGGUGGAGUUUCAAAAAGCAACUCAAGGCACAAAUAUCCUUUCUUCAGGAAUGAUCACCAUAGGACGCACGCAAAUCCAAUGAUGAUGACGCCACCACCCUUCCCGAUUCUACAGUACCCGCCAUGGAUGGUUCAGUCAACACCGACAGCACCGAACCGAGGCUAUUAUUCACGUGGAAGAGGACGUGGACGCCGCGGUUAUCCCCAGAGACCCCGUUAG